AUGAAACAAGGUCGAGAAUGUGGAAAUUAUCAUGAGAUUGGACACCAUGAUUCGAGGCGGUUUGGAGGCUUGAGCCGGUGUCUUGGCCUUAAGUUCCGGCUCGUCGUCGCUGCUGCUACCGGUUCUUCCGUCUCCACUCCAGUCUCUUCUUCCACCGGUUCCUCCUCCUCGGCUGGCGGCGUUCAUCACCCCCUCGCCAACCGCCUCCUCUGCUGUAAUCUCCAUCGACGGUGGCGGUGUUUUCGUAACACAUAUCUCAAACCAGAGGGCGAGUCACCCUUCGACCCCUUCUACUUCCACAUCAUCCACACGAUCUUCGCAGACGGCUUCCACCUCGGUGGGCCCCAGUUGUCGACCAAGGGCGGGGUCUGGCCCGACUGGACCCACUAUCUCAAGCCCUCUUUCCGAGAUAUUGUCCACAAUCCGAUGGACCUCUCGCCUAGAAUGGUGUACGCAACGGCAGUCUGUUUCAGAGGAACAUGGAGUGAGAAAUUCGACGAGAAUCUAACAACAGAUGCUGACUUCCACCUCUUAAACAGCACCGGCGUUGGCGUCCCCUUCAUGACCAACGUGUGCAAUCAGCGCGUUGGCGCCUUCGACAGAUUCUCCAUGUACACCUAUCUUCCGGAUGCCAAAGAUGGGGUGCCUUAUUUGAUCGAGAGAAUCUGCUUCGAGCUCGGGUUUGUAGACAGCCAUCUCCCUCACGAGGAGGCGGUGACUCUUGAUGAAUUUCGCGUACCCAAGUUUAAGAUAGGUUUCGAUUUGGAGGCAUCUACGGUGUUGAAGGAGAUGGGAGUGAUUGUGGACGAAUCGUUGCUUGGCGAGGUACUGCUUAGGGCGUUUGUGGUGGUGAAUGAGGAGGGCACCGAAGCCGAGGGAGAGACAGUGUCUGCGGGCUUAGGUUUGGCCUGUCCGAUGAUGGAUAAGAAGGCGGGGCUGAGAUUCGUGGCGAACCAUCCUUUCGUCUUCACCAUUAGAGAGGAUAUGAGUGGGGUAGUACUUCUUCAUCGUCAGCUGCUCGAUCCCCUUGCCGAAGCAUCAUUUGGUAUCUUUCGAAACCCAGAUAGGAUUUAGUCAAGUUUUAAUUCCUUUUCUACAAUUAGUAUAUAUGAAUGUCCAUUAUGUAUCAGACAAAUGUUUACCAGUUCGAA
Salvia splendens (bonfire salvia) is the source of this 1151-nucleotide messenger RNA. RefSeq names its product serpin-ZX-like. The transcript is spliced from 4 exons. The record is from RefSeq and is a predicted model, not a curated record. Bases 1 to 1074 code for a protein of 357 amino acids. Gene Ontology annotation, molecular function: serine-type endopeptidase inhibitor activity. Lineage: Eukaryota; Viridiplantae; Streptophyta; Magnoliopsida; Lamiales; Lamiaceae.